This is a messenger RNA of Lodderomyces pseudojiufengensis, 1752 nucleotides long. RefSeq lists its product as uncharacterized. The record is from RefSeq and is a predicted model, not a curated record. NCBI's taxonomy places the organism in Eukaryota, Fungi, Ascomycota, Pichiomycetes, Serinales, Debaryomycetaceae. The transcript has a single exon. The coding region runs from base 1 to 1752 and encodes 583 amino acids.
AUGCAACUUGUGAUAAAGAUUUUAUGUCUUUUAUUUUUCCUAAUUGAUUUAACAUUGUCAGACUAUCCUUUUGGUCAAACACCUACCAAUGAAACAUUAGAAGUUGCUUUAAGAACUCAACGAGAUGUUUCAAAACCCAUUCCUAUAGAUCAAUUGUCAGUUACUGGCUUAUCACUAAGCUCGAUUUUUCAAGAAAAAGGAUAUACUACUGACAGUUUAUCAGACUUAGUCACUGCUUUAAACAAAGGUUCUCAAGUUAUUAUGAUUGAUUUAUAUUGGAAUGAAUUUACUUCAAUCUGGCAACUUUGUCCUGCUCCAUUUCCUCAAAAUGCUUCAUCAUCUUCCGAUACCACGCCAUCCUUAUCAUGGAAUAAUCAAACUUAUAAAUGUGAUUUAAAUCUUGCAACUGAUAAUGUAAUGUCGAUGAUUAGUUCGUAUAUUAUGUCAACGAAUACCGAUUAUCAAGCUAAUUUUAUACAUGUUUUACUCAAUUUAAAAUCCAUUCAUUAUGAAAAAUCAAAUCAAACAAUUCUGUUAGAAGAUGCAUAUAAGCCAAAUGCACAAUCAACUUCCGUUGGUAAUUCGACAUUAACUGAAACAUUUUCGAAACUUUCUCAAUAUAUUUUUGAUCCACUGGUUUUGAACGAUUAUAGAUCCCAAGUAAAUUCUGAAAAUUUGAAUGAAGUAUCAUUUUAUAAUAGAUCAAGUAUAGUUAUGCCGACAUUGAGAACAGUUUUACUCAAUCAGUAUAGAAGACUUUUGGUGAAUGUCAUUUCAAAUGAUGUUGUGGAAUCACGAAGAGCUUACACCGUUAAUGAUCUUGACAAGCAAUUGAUUUUUUUUAACGAUACUUUGCCAACAACAGUAUUGACUCCUAAAAAUGCCGAUAAUUAUUGUGAUCAAGUAUUGAAACCAACUAAUGGACUUGAUCUAUUCAAUAAUUUGUCACUUACAACGAAUUUUAGAUACAUACUCGAUAGUGAUUCCGAUCGUUUUUCGUUAAAAAAAAUUAGGAAAUACGUACGAUGUGGAUUAUCACCAGUCUUUAAUGCCACUUCAUAUAAUGUUCAAAAUCAAACUUUCACUAAUUCUUCAAAUUCGAAUUCGCUGGAUGUUGAAGAAGUUUAUCAAUCUUAUGCUCCAUAUUUUUUCUGGUCUUGGGGUCCAGGUGAACCAAUGACCGUCGACAAUUCCACGACCAAUAAUACCGAUAAUGAUGGUCAAAGAGAAAAUGUUGCAUAUAAAUGUGUGAUGUUGAGGAAUGAUGGUUGGCAUGUAGGAGAUUGUUACGAAAGGUACGAAAUAGCAUGUCAAAAUAAAUCAUCACCAAAUGAUUGGCUCAUUCCAUCAGGAGUUAAAAAAACAUAUUUUGACAUCAGAGCAGAGGACUGCCCUGAUGGGUAUAAUUUCAGCUUACCUAGACUGAACAUUGAAAUGCUUUCACUAUUAACUUCAAUAGGACAACAAAAUAGUACAUUCCCGAUUUGGAUCGAUCUAAAUGAUAUUACCAUUUCAACGUGUUUUGUUUCAGGAGGUCCUUAUGCUCAAUGUCCUUAUCAAAGAACUGUUACAAGUCAAAAAUUUGCUAGAAUGAUAGCUCCAGCUUCUGUCAUUUGUAUUAUUGUAUUGAUUUUAAUUUUAAUGGAGAAGAUAUUUAGAACUAAUCAUAUACAAGCGAAUAGAAAGCGGUAUUGGAAGAAGAAAUUGACUGAGUACUAUUCUAAAAACGAUUAUGAAGGAGUGCCAUCAUAA